AUGCCGGCGGGCAUGACGAAGCAUGGCUCGCGCUCCACCAGCUCGCUGCCGCCGGAGCCCAUGGAGAUCGUGCGCAGCAAGGCGUGCUCGCGCCGGGUGCGCCUCAACGUCGGGGGCCUGGCGCACGAGGUGCUGUGGCGCACGCUGGACCGCCUGCCCCGCACGCGGCUGGGCAAGCUCCGGGACUGCAACACGCACGACUCCCUGCUGCAGGUGUGCGACGAUUACAGCCUGGAGGACAACGAGUACUUCUUCGACCGCCACCCCGGCGCCUUCACCUCCAUCCUCAACUUCUACCGCACCGGCCGGCUGCACAUGAUGGAGGAGAUGUGCGCGCUGAGCUUCAGCCAGGAGCUGGACUACUGGGGCAUCGACGAGAUCUACCUGGAGUCGUGCUGCCAGGCCCGCUACCACCAGAAGAAGGAGCAGAUGAACGAGGAGCUGAAGCGCGAGGCCGAGACCCUGCGCGAGCGGGAGGGCGAGGAGUUCGACAACACCUGCUGCGCGGAGAAGAGGAAGAAGCUCUGGGACCUGCUGGAGAAACCCAACUCGUCGGUGGCCGCCAAGGUGAGUCCGAGGGGCAUCCGAGGGCCGCUGCCCCGGGGGAGGCCUGCGCGGCGGCCCCUGGCUCCUCGCGAGGCCUGGACCCCAAGCGGGGUUCUCCAAGGACCGCCGCUCCAGCAUCCUUCCGGUGCGUCGGCAGACGUCCCCGCGCCCCCGCGCGUCCCCACUUGA
Psammomys obesus (fat sand rat) is the source of this 735-nucleotide messenger RNA. RefSeq names its product potassium voltage-gated channel subfamily B member 1-like. The transcript has a single exon. Gene Ontology annotation, molecular function: delayed rectifier potassium channel activity; protein binding. The coding region runs from base 1 to 735 and encodes 244 amino acids. The record is from RefSeq and is a predicted model, not a curated record. Gene Ontology annotation, cellular component: voltage-gated potassium channel complex. Gene Ontology annotation, biological process: potassium ion transmembrane transport; protein homooligomerization. NCBI's taxonomy places the organism in Eukaryota, Metazoa, Chordata, Mammalia, Rodentia, Muridae.